Anneissia japonica is the source of this 6096-nucleotide messenger RNA. RefSeq lists its product as uncharacterized. NCBI's taxonomy places the organism in Eukaryota, Metazoa, Echinodermata, Crinoidea, Comatulida, Comatulidae. The record is from RefSeq and is a predicted model, not a curated record.
GUGAAGGCUGUCGACUAUCUGGCAACCCUGAUCUGGCAUUCAAGAAACCCGAUCAAUCCAUGUGCCGAAGACAGGUAUAAAAAUAUAGAAGACGAUUACAAAUAGCAGCUGAGGCUGAAGUGUUUUGCAUCACAAAACUCUCAAACAUUGAAAGUGUUAAUGAGAAAACAUGGAUUACAACCAAGGAAUAUCUGAUGAUACAAACUUCAAAGAAAUACUAUCAUCCAUGUCAAGGUGGUAUGAUCGCCAUGGAUACAUCAACAAGUUGAAAGUUUUGUACAGAGAUCUUGUAUCAGAACUUGAUAAGCUGUAUGCUGCCACUAAGGUGAUUCAGUUGUUUGAGUUAUUAAUUACCUCGGGACAUCUAAGUUCCAAUAAUCUAACUGUCCUAUACGAUACUAUCAAUAUAACUCAUCCAUUUGGUUUGGAACCAGAAUUCUGGAAGUUGUCGUCAACAUGCUUUGAUAUUAGGACAGCCAAAAUCUCCAAUAUUACUCGUAACAGACAAAUUCUGAUCCAAGUGAUUGAAAGUCUCGUUGAAAAUGAUCUGGAGUAUAUUUCACAAAGAUACAAUUGUCCACAAAAGGAAGACAUUUGGAAAUUCUUUGUGGACUUGGAACAAAAAAAGGUGUUUUGUGAAGAAAAUUUGGAUGACUUCAUGAAAAAUAUAACCACAUACAAUAUAUUAGUUUCACGUAAAGAUCCUCUAGGAUUGAGAGGCACUGGUGAUGCUGCUACAAAAGAUGAUAGCUCAAAAACCUCUGCAGAGAACCAAGAGAAGCCUAUGGUGACUGAUGACACAGAUGCUGCAAGAAAUGCUUGUACAAGUACAUCCACAGAGAGCCAAAAGAAGCUUUUGGUGACUGACGACACAAAUGCUCCAAGAAAUCUUCGUACAAGUGCAUCUACAGUGCAUGUUUCAGAGAGCCAAGAGAAUCGUAUGGUGUCUGAUGACACAGAUGCUACAACAAAUGCUUGUACAAGUGCAUCUACAGCAGGAGCUUGCAUAGUGAAUAAAAUAAUUAGUCAAGACAAUAAAGGUUCAAUAAUAGGAAGUCAGAUCAUAGGUUGUAAUGUUGAAACACUUGUUGUUAACAACACAAUUACAGUGAAUCAAGAACCGAAGGACAAAGAUUUAUCAGCAUCUAGAAACAAUGAAGUGGUCAUCAGAAAUUAUUUGGAUCAGUGGCAGAGAAAAGUAUAUAAGUAUUUGAACAAAAUGACACCUCCAACCUGGAAUCAAGAGUCUGAAAUUGAUCUUGCAGAAGUAUUCACAGAUCUCGAGCUACUCCAAAAAAAAGGACAUAAUACCAGUAAAGAUACAACUCUACAGGAGCUAAUUAGUUUGAUACAGUCUCAGAGAUCAUGUAAAGUUUUUGUAGAAGGUAAAGGCGGGAUGGGAAAGUCAACUCUCUUAAAACAUCUUGCGUAUCAUUGGGCUAAUAAGAUUGAUGAUCCUUUCCCAGAAAAAAUUGUAUUUCUUGUCAAUCUCAGAGAUUUAAAAAAAGAUGAAGAUGUUGUUGAUGUGAUUAUUAGACAAAUUAACAAGAAAGAUUUUAAUAGAAAAACAAAGUUAGAUACAGGUUUGAUUGAAGAUUUUUUAAUGGAACAUGAUGAUGAGAUUGUAUUGUUACUGGAUGGGUAUGAUGAAUUGGAAAAAAGCGCUCAAGACCCAGUUAGUUUAUUUGAAAGAAAGGAAUUGGAGAACAGCCAAGUUAUACUAACAUCACGUCCUGAGAAUGUAGAUAUGAUUGUUAAGAAAUGUGAUGUCCAUGUCAAAGUGGAUGGAUUCAGCUCAGGUAAAAUCAAGUUUUAUAUCAGAAAGCACUUUAAAUACAUUAAAAUGCCAGAAUUAGGAGAGUCCUUAAUUACAGAAUUGCAUCUUGACCUGAAAAAUAAAAAAAAUUGGGGAGGCAGACAUCGUGAAGCAUUUGAGAUGUGCCGAUCACCAAUGCUGUUGCUAAAGAUCUGUACAGUAUGGAAGGAAAAUCAGCGUAUUCCAAUGGAUAAGCCAACACUAUUUAAAGAAAUUUUCCGAUGCAUUUUGAAUCAGUGUGUGAACCGCAGUGGCACUGACAAACCAAUCAGUAAAUUUGAGGAGGCUUCUAAAAAAUAUGUUAAAGCUCUGGAAAUUUUAGGUAAAUGCAUGUUUAAAUCCUUACAAAAUAAUAGGUUGUCUAUAAAUAAAAAUGAUUUGGAAGGUGAUGAGGAAACCAUAGAUCUUGCAAUAAAACUUGGAUUUGUAUACAAAGAACAACCUAUUGUGGAAGAUGACUUUAGUGAGAUUUUUAACACCCCUCACAAAUUGAUUUUAGAGUCAUUAGUAGGGUUCUACAUAUGCAGACAAACUCGAUCUUUCUCGAUUGAUGAAGGAGAUACAAUUAGGUCAAAUCCAUAUCUGCACAUGUCACAAGUGUUUGCAAUAGGAUUCCUAGGUGCUGAUGCAGGUGAAUUCCUUAAACAUUGGAUUACAGAUAGUGCUAGUUGGUAUUGUCCUCUAGCUAGAUAUUUUAACUUUGUAAAGAAAGAACAUGAAGAGCAAGUUCUUUUGGUAUUAGAUGAAUACAUGACAAAGAGAAUCCCUGAUACUAAGCCACUUCUUGAGGAUGUAUGCACAUCUCUGAGAGGCUUUCUCCGACAUAGUGUUCAAAGUGUGGAAGUUAAAGAAGAUGAAGAUAUAUUUCUUCUUAUUAAAAAAAUACACCAGCAUGUACUCACUGAAGACAAGUUUGAAACUGCAGUGAAGAGUUGGGUCAAAUCUGUGUCCAGCAAUAUUUCAUUUUGUGAUUUUGGUAGAAAACUUGCACAUAUCUUUUUUGCUAUUGAGUUAUACCAAUAUCUCAUCAAAUGUGUUGAUAUCUAUGGCCAUCAAGAUGUUAUUCAGGGUAUUAGUGUUGAGUUUGAAAAAUUCAAUUUUAAAUACAAUAUGGAGUACAUUGGAUUUGAUUCUAUUAGCCUUAGUUCAUCAGCCCUGAUUCAUGUACUACAUUAUGCACCAAUGCUUACUAAUCUUAGUGUUGUAAAUUGUGGCAUAUCAGGUAAAGAUGUCAAUGAAGUAAUCCAUGCAAUUAUAGAAACAGGAGAUGAGUUAGCUUUAAAGAAAUUAGAUUUAAAUGAAAAUGAUCUGAGUGAUAUUGAUAUGGCCUCUAUUAUCUCUUUACUUCUAGUUGUUCCUAAGCUUCACAUUGAUAUGCAUAAGUGUUGCCUGUCGGGAAGUAAUGUGAGAGAUUUAUUGACUGAAUAUAAGCAAAAUAUGCAUAAAGAAAUUAGACUUCCCACUGUUGUAAAUAAUUCUUGUUUUACUGUUAUUAGAGGUGAAAAAUGCCUGAAAAAUUGUGAAAAUCAUCUUUCAGACAUCGAUGGUCUGUCACUUGCAUUUUUACUUCAGGAAAUUAGUUUCCCGUAUUUUCCUUUUAAGUGGAAUGUGUAUAAGUUGACAUACAAGAAUUUGCAAGACCUUGUACACAAGUGUGAUGAGCAUAACAUUCGUCCUAAUGUCGCUGUAUUGGAUAUUAGUGAUGUUGAUCUUUCCUCAAUUAGUGGAGCUGAUUUGGCCAAAUUAUUGACACUCUUUCCGAAGCUGAAAUCCUUGGUACUAACUGGGUGCAAGCUGUCAGGCAAUAUCUUGAAGGACCUUAUGAACGAACUUGAAAGGACAGAUGAUCUGUUGAAACUAAAAAUUGUAAACUUAUUUCACAAUGACUUUUCAGACAUUGAUGGCUCAUCCCUUGCUAAGCUUCUUAAGGUAAUAGAUAAUGAUCAUGACUCUUGCACAACAUGGUUAAUGUGGAUAGGUUCUAAAAAAUCAGGUGUUACAUACAGUCUUAAUGCAGGUAAUUUGUGUGCAUUUAUAUCUGAGUGUAUCAGGUCUUGUAUUUCCUUCAUUUGGACUCAUGUUUGCUUGUGGAAAAUUAAUCUCUCUUCAGUCAGGGGAUCAACAUUGUCCGGUCUUUUUAAGAUCUGUCCUAACUUGGCCACUCUCGAUAUGAGAUGUUGUGGUUUAACAGGCAAGAUAAUAAGUGAUUUCUUGAAUGCCUGCAAUAUGAAUGGCAUUGUACUGAAACGGAAUAUUAUCCAUCUCGAUGGUAAUAACCUUUCAGAUAUUGAUGGUGCGGCCCUAGCUCAAUUACUAAUGAUUAUUGAUAUCAAUGGUGAUAUUUCCAAUAAUUGGAAGAAGUUUGGUCUAACUUCCAAUCAAUUUCAUGAUCUGAUACGAGAAUGUAAGAGACUUGGUAUUGUAUUUAAGUGGACGACAGUAAGUCUGGACGGUAUCAACAUUUCUUCAGUUAGUGGAACACUCCUGGCAUAUCUGUUCAAGAUUUGUCCUAAUCUGAAGUUUUUAAGUAUGAAACACUGUAAUCUGUCUGGCACUAUGAUAAGAGACUUUCUGUUAGAAUGUGAAAAGGAAAGUGUGGUGUUGACACAAGAUAUGCUUUCUCUUGAAGGUAAUGACCUGUCAAAUAUUGACGGCAAGUCACUCGUUAAGGUGCUGCAGAUAGCAUAUUGGUUUGUUCCAUUGAUUUCUUACCAUUUGUGUGCAAAGAAUGUACAUAGUUUUAUCAAUGAAUGCUCUGGUAUUAAGAUAAGAUGGACACAUUUAAGUUUGAGUGGAAUUAACAUGUCCUCACUUAAUGGAACAGCAUUUGCCUGUCUUUUUAAAAUUUUUCCCAAACUGAUUAAUCUUGACAUGCAAGAAUGCAGUGUAUCUGGUGGAUUUGUGAAAGAUUUAUUGAACGAAUGUGAAAGGAGUGGUGUGGAGCUGAAUGGCAAUAUGCUUAACCUUAAGCAUAAUGACUUUUCAGACAUUGAUGGUGCAUCCCUCGCUAAGCUAUUGAAGAGUGAACCUAAUUGUACAUGGUCUGAUUAUAAGCUUAAUGCCGGUAACUUACAAGAUCUGAUCAAGGCAUGUGAAAAUCUUAAAAUUACUUUGAAGUUGACAUGCAUAAAUAUGUGUGGGAUUAAUAUGUCUAUGGUUAACGGGACAAUAUUAUCAUCUCUUCUUCAAAUUUGUCCAAAUUUGGAUUUACUUAACAUGGAAAUGUGCAGUCUGUCAGGUUCCAUAAUCAAAAGUUUAAUGGAUGAAUGUGAGAAAAGGGGUUUAGAACUCAAACACAUGUUUCAACUGAAAGGAAAUGACCUAUCGGUAAUUGAUAGUACAUCUCUCAUUAGGUUAAUAGAUAUUGUUUCUGUUGAUGUUUGCUUUAAUAAGUGGACUGAUUAUAAACUCUCUACAGAUAAUUUACAAGACUUUAUUCAGACUAGUCUUCGUUCAGAUAUUACAUUUGGUUGUCAUGGGAUUAAUCUCAGUGGCUUGGACCUUACUAUCUUGAAUGAAGAUCAUCUGUCCUCCCUCUUUGUUAUUUUUCCUGACUUACUUGUACUUGCUCUAAAUGAUUGCCAACUAUCAGGAUAUUUGUUGUCAAGUAUGUUGAAGGCGUGUUCAGAAAAUAAUGUUAUUUCAAAAGUAUCAGGACUUUACUUCAGCAAAAAUGACUUGAGUAAAGUUAAUAGAGCAUUAGUGACUUUAAUGAAAAAAAUAUUUCCAAAGCUCAAAUUUCUUGGGGUGAGUAAUUGCAGACUUACAAGGAAUGCUUUUAAGCAUAUUGCAGAAGUGUGUCGAAGUGUGGUUUUGCCAAUAACUUCUCUUAAUAUUAGUGGAAAUGACCUUCGUGAUCUCAGUGGAGCAGAUGUAGUGUCACUAUCAUCAAUUUCUCCAAAUCUUGAAUGCCUCAAUGUUAGUGGUUGUAACAUCUCAAUUCAGUUAUUGCAAGCUGUUGUUGAUGGAUUUUCAGGCAGAAGUACUUUGGGAUUGAGUGAACUUGAUAUCAGUAACAAUGACUUGCAUGAUAUUAGCUCAAUGCUACUAGUUUCAAUUCUAAAGAAUUCUCCCAAACUUGAAAAACUUAAAAUGAGCAAAUGUAGGUUAGUAGGUAAAACAGUCGAAGAGUUUUUAAUAAAGUUGCCAAUGAAUAAAUCUGAAUUAUGUGAACUUGACCUUAGCUGUAAUGACCUUAGAGGUUUAAAUGAAAUUUCUGAGGUUUUGUUCUUCUCAGCCUUCCCAUUUCUAAAUCGUCUAAAUUUGGUAAAUUGUCAGUU